CAUCUAAGACAAUUUUCUUACUUCAAGAUUUUCUACUUCUUUACAGUGAUGGGUCAAGAUUCUUCUUCCUUUUCUUGUGAAGAUUGGACUCGGCAAAAUAGACAAUUUAACUAUUUUUCCUAUGAAGAUCUCUCUAAUAUGUUGAGAGACAACCUUAGCCGUAAUCGAAAUUUCAUUCCAUUCGUCACAGACUUGGCUGAUCUCAAUAUUGUAGAAACUCUACGCGGAAAUCAAAUUUCUCAACAUGGAGGACGAGCAUUUAUAAUGCAACAACUUCAAGAAGCGAAUCGAAACCGUCAAAGCUUGUCACAAAAUCGAUUGACAUCAUGCACAUUGGAAGAAAUCGUUUAUUACCGAGCAAAAAACAACCAAAUUUACCCGCUCAUUCUAAGAGCACGCAUCACGCGAAACACCCAAGUUCGUCUUCCGAUGCCAUCAACUGUGGAGUUUCGCGAAUAUUUUGAGGCAUUUGGAUUUGUGCAAAAUAACAAUCUUCAGCGGGGACAUAUUUUGGCGGAUUCUCUGGGCGGACCGAACACAUAUUGGAACUUUUUUCCGCAAGCAGGAUCAAGUAACAUGGGAGGUGAGUGGCGACGAUUUGAAAGGGAAAUGGCAGAUUGGGUGAGAAAUUUCAGUGACGGCGAUUAUAUUGAAUGGCAUGCAUGGGUUGGACAUUCGUUUCCGGUGAGAGAUGAUGCGUUGGUUGGAGCAAUUAAUAUUGCCGUGAUAUGGAGAGCGAGAGAUGGCACAGUGAAACAAUGCAAACAAGUAAUUUUUAAAUUUCAACCUGAUCCGGAGCGAACUGAUUUUUGGCCAUCUGAUGAACUCUAAAACCGAGUCGCAUUUCUAAUAACUUGCACAUGAUCGCAAUAAUUUUUACUGAUAAGAAUACUGAUAAGAAUUUCAUUCAUAGAAUUUUCCAAUAUUUUUACGUAUAAUCUUUUUUAAUAGUAUUGAUUAAAUUUUUAUAUUCUUUGAUUUAUCAGCAGAUUAGUUUCCGUUAGAAAUUAUUUUAAAAGAAAUAUAAAAAAAAUAAAAAUUAAUAAAAUAUGUUUUAAACCCUUUUAUAGUACAUUU
Molecule: messenger RNA, 1077 nt
Organism: Culicoides brevitarsis
Lineage: Eukaryota; Metazoa; Arthropoda; Insecta; Diptera; Ceratopogonidae
Exons: 2
Coding region: 49-831 (260 amino acids)
Molecular function (GO): nucleic acid binding; metal ion binding; hydrolase activity
Source: RefSeq, a predicted model, not a curated record